Molecule: messenger RNA, 555 nt
Organism: Zingiber officinale
Lineage: Eukaryota; Viridiplantae; Streptophyta; Magnoliopsida; Zingiberales; Zingiberaceae
Product: antifreeze protein Maxi-like
Exons: 1
Coding region: 1-555 (184 amino acids)
Source: RefSeq, a predicted model, not a curated record
AUGGUGAUAUUACCAAUGAUGAUCGGAAUACUUGCAAUGAUGAUGGCUCCGGCGGCGGAAGAUGGAAGAGAUGUUGAGACAAAGGCGGAGAGAAGCGUCGCACAGAGAGUGGUUGUUACGACGACGGCAGCCUCUGAGACUGAGAGAAACGCCGAGACCGAGAAAAAUGUGGCUGGAAGAAACGUGAUGGUGGCUGCGGUAGCAGUUGCGACGGCGGCGAUGGCCGCAGGGGCGGUGAGAGAAGCAACAGCGGCAGCGGCGGCUGAUAGAGAAGCUGCCACUGUGGUUGCGACGGCGACGGCGGAUAGACAAGUUGCGGCCACAGCAGCGGCGGCUGAGGCGGCGAGUGCGGCGGCCAAGGCGGCGAGUGCGGCGGCUGAAGCGGCGACUGAGAUGACUACGUCGUCUAAGGCGACAAUUGCGGCGGCUGAAGCAGCGACUGCUGCGGCGGUUGAGGCGGCGACUGUGGCGGCUGAGGCAGUGACUGCGGCGGCAGCACGCAUCAUGCCCACGUUGGAGCACAACGUCGAGGCACAAGUCGAAGUUCAGUACUAG